AGCUGGCCUUCAGCGCUUAGAGCAACACAACUCAGUGGAGGCGAGUGAAAAGGAUUUUUUUUUUUCACCAAGAGCUGUUUUUCUCGCUCUGCCUCUCCAUCUCUCAUCCCAUCUGUCGGAGCGCUCGUGCCAGAGCUGUUUCAUAACCAGAGAUUCAUCUGGUGGACAGAGACUUGAGCGACAACUGAAGGAUAAAGAAUUUCUCCAUUUUUCUUUUUUUCUUCUCUAAAAACAACCAACAGCUAUGAUUCACCUGUACGUAAACAGUAGUCCCACUUGAACCAGAUUCGCUCCAAUCAAGCUGUCCCAGCCUCAUCCUACUCUAGUAUGAGUUAUGACAUCUCCACAUCCACGCCCAGCAGCAGCACUCAGGGGGGAGUGGCGGCGGCUGAAGACGACCAGCUCCAGGCGGAGUCACAGCUCUUAGGCCUGCAGAGCGGCGGCGCUCAGCCCAGGCCCAAUGCCAUCUCCCAGGAGCAGGGGAGCAGCUCCGGAGGGGGCUCCUCCCCCGACGGGGGGUCCCGGUCCGGAGACCAAAGGGGGCCCAACUCGGACGACAUGGACGGGGUGUCCAGCGGGAACGACUCGGGCGAGCGGGACAACAGGCCGUGCAGACACCAGUCGUCACGCAGCUCCCGCAGUCUCAGCUCCUCCAACGGGAAGGACUCCGGCAUGAUGCUGGAAACAACGGAGAGCCACAAGAGCAGCUCCAACUCACAGAGUCUGUCGCCUCCCGGCGGCUCUCUGGCCUACAGCCUGCUGUCCACCAGCUCGGAGCACGACCCGCCCUCCACCUCCGGCUGCAGCAGCGACCAGUCGGCGCGGCUCCAGACGCAGAAGGAGCUGAUGAAGGCCAUCAAGGAGCUCAAGCUCCGCCUGCCAGCUGAGCGCAAGACCAAGGGCCACUCCAGCACCUUAAGCGCCCUCAAAUACGCACUUCAGUGUGUCAGACAAGUUCGAGCCAACAAGGAGUACUACCAUCAGUGGAGUGUGGAGGAGUGUCACGGCUGCAGCCUGGACCUGUCCACCUUCACCAUCGAGGAGCUGGACAACAUCACCUCAGAGUACACGCUGAAAAACACUGACACCUUCUCCAUGGCGGUGUCCUUCCUGUCGGGGAAAGUGGUGUACAUUUCCCCACAGGGCUCCUCCCUGCUGCGCUGCAAGCCCGAGUUCCUGCAGGGCACCAUGUUUUCCGAGCUGCUGGCCCCGCAGGACGUCAGCACCUUCUACAGCGGCACGGCGCCCUGCCGCCUGCCCUCCUGGGCCUCCUGCAUCGGCUCGGCCUCUCCUCCCGUCGACUGCACGCAGGAGAAGUCCAUGUUCUGCCGGCUCAGUGCCGACCGGGCCAGGGGCAGCGAGAUGCGCUACUCCCCGUUCCGCCUGACGCCCUACCAGCUGACCCUCAGAGACUCCGACGACGCCGAGCCGCAGCCCUGCUGCCUGCUCCUCGCCGAGAAGGUCCACUCCGGAUACGAGGCUCCUCGUAUCCCUCCUGACAAGAGGAUCUUCACCACCAGUCACAGUCCCAGCUGCCUCUUCCAAGAAGUCGAUGAGCGGGCAGUGCCACUGUUGGGCUACCUGCCCCAGGACUUGGUGGGGACCCCCAUCCUGCUCUGCGUCCACCCAGAGGACAGGCCCAUGUUGGUGGCCAUUCACGAGAAGAUCUUUCAGUUUGCAGGGCAACCGUUUGAAUAUUCGCCCCUGCGCAUGUGCGCCCGCAACGGGGAGUACCUGACCAUCGACACCAGCUGGUCCUCCUUCGUCAACCCCUGGAGCAGAAAGGUGGCAUUUGUUGUCGGGCGCCACAAAGUCAGAACGAGUCCCCUGAACGAGGACGUGUUCUCCAUGCCGCGCGGCAGCGAGAGCCGCGUCACCACGCCCGACAUCGUCCAGCUGAGCGAGCAGAUCCACCGGGUGCUGGCGCAGCCGGUGCACAGCGGCAGCUCCCAGGGCUACAGCUCGCUGGGCUCCAGCGGCUCGCGGGGCUCCCACCGCUCCCACCAGCAGCACCUGAGUGCCUCGGCCGCCUCGUCCAGCGACAGCAACGGGGCCGCGAUGGACGAAGGCGCCGCCACCGCCGUCACUUUGCACAAACCCAUGACGUUUCAGCAGAUCUGCAAAGACGUCCACAUGGUCAAAACCAACGGGCAGCAGGUUUUCAUCGAGUCUCGCAACCGCCCACCACCACGAAAAAACCCCGGCGCUGGGGCAGCAAACGUCAGAGCCAUCUGCAGCGACCCCCUCAGAGGCCUGGCGGCGGACAUGACGCAGCCCCCCCGGGCGCUGGUCCCCGCGUCGCUGGUUCCCAAGGAGCCCACCACCGGCUACUCCUACCAGCAGAUCAACUGCCUGGACAGCAUCAUCAGGUACCUGGAGAGCUGCAACAUUCCCAACACCGUCAAGAGGAAGUGCGGCUCCUCCUCCUGCACCUCCACCUCUGACGAGGACAGGCAGCCGGACGUCAGCGGCAACAGCAAAGGUGGUUCAGUAAACCUUGUAGGUGAACCACCUCCUCUGCCUCCUCUGACCAUGGCCACGAAGGCAGAGAGUGUAGCCUCAGUUACGUCUCAGUGUAGCUUCAGCAGCACCAUCGUCCAUGUAGGAGACAAGAAGCCUCCCGAGUCAGACAUUGUCAUGGAAGACGCACCAACAACUCCGACCGCUGCACCCGCCCCCUUCAACGCCGCCGCCGCCCCGCCCCCUCCCACGAGCGGCUCGCCGCCGCCGGCCACCAGCAUGGCCAUCGCCCACUGCCCUCCUCCCCUUCCCCCCCCGCCGCCCCCCCAGCCGCAGGCCGCUCAGGCGGAGCGCGACAGCCGGAGGAGCGGGAGCGUGGGGGGCGGCCGGCUGGGCCUCACCAAGGAGGUGCUGUCUGCCCACACCCAGCAGGAGGAGCAGGCCUUCCUGGACCGCUUCAAGGACCUCAGCAAGCUGCGCGUCUUCGAUCAGACGGCGUCCUCCACCGCGCGCUGCCAGACCCCCGCUGCUCCGCCGCGAGGCGUGCGCUGCUCUCGGGACUACCCCGCAGCGGGAGGCAGCUCCGUCCACCGGCGGGGCCGCGGCGGCAAGAGGCUCAAACACCAGGAGUCCUCGGAGCCGCGCAGCUCCCUGGGCGUUCCCGGGGCUCGCCAGGACCCCCGCGCCGGCGCGGCCCCCAUGCCGCUGGGCAUGACCCUCGGCGCUCCCACAAACUCCUCCUCCUGGCCCUCCCUGGGCUCGCAAGCGAGCAUCCCCCCGUCUCCGUUUGCCUCCGGCAUGCUCCCGCUCUACCCCAUCUACCCGCCCAUGGCGCAGCCCCUGCCCAUUCCCGACCCGUCCCGGUUCCCCGCCGCCCAGAUGGUCCCCCCCAUGAUGGCCCUGGUUCUGCCAAACUACAUGUUCCCCCAGAUGGGAGCGGCCAUGUCUCAGCAGGGCGCCGCCCCCCCGGGACCCUUCUACAACCCCAACUACAGCUACCCCGGAGCCCCCCCGGUCCUCCCGGCCCCCAUGGCCAACGUCUCCCACCUCAUGGCGGCCUCGGCGCCGUGCGCCCCGUCCCGCAGCAGCACGCCUCAGUCCUGCACGCAGAUGCCCGCCGACCGGGAGGGGGCGGAGUCCCCCCUCUUCCAGUCCCGCUGCUCCUCCCCGCUCAACCUGCUGCAGCUGGAGGAGUUGCCCAGCAACCGCCUGGAGGUGGCCACGGCGCUGGCGGCGUCCCAGCAAACCGCGCCAUCUGCGCAGGGGGGCGGCGCCGGGGGGCAGAGCUCAGCCAAUCAGACGAGCUCUGACGACACGUCAAAGGAGAAUGAGAAUGGGGAAACCAACGAGUCCAACCAGGACGCCAUGUCCACCUCCAGCGACCUGCUGGACCUGCUGCUGCAGGAGGACUCCCGCUCAGGCACCGGCUCGGCCGCCUCCGGCUCCGGGUCCUCAGGCACCAGGUCCUCGGGUUCGGGCUCCGGCUCCAAUGGCUGCAGCUCCUCUGGCACCAGUGGAACCAGCGGCAGCCACACCAGCAAGUACUUUGGGAGCAUCGACUCCUCGGAGAACGACCACUCCCGCAAGCAGCCAGCAGGGGGCAGCAGCAGCGGCGGCGGGGACGGCGGCGAGGAGCAGUUCAUCAAGUGCGUCCUGCAGGACCCCAUCUGGCUGCUGAUGGCCAACACCGACGACAAAGUCAUGAUGACCUACCAGCUGCCCGUCAGGGACGUGGAGACGGUGCUGCGAGAGGACCGGGAGGCUCUGCGGAACCUGCAGAAACACCAGCCCCGCUUCACGGACGAGCAGAAGAAGGAGCUGAGCCAGGUCCACCCCUGGAUCCGCACGGGCCGCCUGCCCCGCGCCGUCAACAUCUCUGGCUGCGUGGGCUGCAAGAGCCCCCCCUGCGUGCCCCCCGUCGCCCCCUUCGACGUGGAAAUCCACGACAUGGAGCUCUGCGCCGUGCUGAAGGCCCACGGGGAGAGCAAGGCCGACCCGAGCCUCGCAGAGGCGGCCAUGGACGAGGCCCAGCCCGGGAUGGAGGAGGAGGAGGAGGGGGAGGAGGAAGGCAAAGCGCCCGGCGCCACCUCAGUGGCCGCGGGCCAAAAGGCAGACACCUAA
Messenger RNA from Menidia menidia (Atlantic silverside), 4581 nucleotides. NCBI's taxonomy places the organism in Eukaryota, Metazoa, Chordata, Actinopteri, Atheriniformes, Atherinopsidae. The record is from the annotation of a GenBank genome assembly.